AUGUGCAAGUACACCACCGACCAAAGAAGUCUGUAUCGUGUCAAUGAAUCCGUCUUGGCUAGCCCAGGCUAUUUUGCUGUCGAACUUUCCAACACCGUCCGUGCGGAGAUGACGGCGGGCGAGCGAACCACUCUCUACCGCUUCACUUUCUCGCCGAAUGAAACAGUCUCAUAUGAGGAUGUGGCUAACAAAGGGACCAUCAACGCUGUGAGCAACCCUCUCAUUCUUAUCGACCUGACGGAUAUUGCUCAGAGCAGGUCUAGCGGUGGUAUACAGGUCUAUGAGUCCGGCCGUAUCAUCGGCGAUGGCACCUUUCGACCUUCCUUUGGACAGGGCAGCUACUCGGCCUUUUUCUGCGCUGAUUUUCGAGGCGCCACCAUCAGGAAAUCAGGUGUCUUCGAGGGUGAGAACCCUCAUGACAGUGUAAAGCACCUCUCAGAGUUUACCCGAGGUAUACAUAACCCUACAGGCGCGGCCGGUGCGUGGCUGCACUUUGAACGCCCUAAAAACAAUCAGAUCCUCGCUCGUGUUGGACUAUCGUUUGUAUCUGUCGAGAAGGCGUGCCACAAUGCCGAGACCGAGAUCCCUACAUUCGAUUUUGAAGGUACUGUGAAGACCGCCGAGUCCAUCUGGGCAGAAAAGCUCUCGGCAAUUCAAGUAGACUCUACGGGUGUCAGCAAGGACAUGCAGGUCACCUUCUGGUCUGGGCUGUACAGGAGUCUGCUGUCGCCGCAAAAUUACACAGGAGAAAACCCCUUGUGGCAGUCAUCGGAGCCGUACUUCGACUCGUUCUACUGCAUCUGGGACUCUUUCCGUGCCCAACAUCCGUUACUGACCAUUGUUGAUCCGGAGGCGCAGACGCAAAUGGUCAGGGCACUUCUGGAUAUUUACAGAUUUGUUGGGAAGCUCCCAGAUUGCAGAAUGUCCUUCUGCAAGGGUUUUACUCAAGGCGGCUCAAAUGCCGACAUUGUCAUUGCGGAUGCUUACCUCAAGAAUAUAAGCAAUGGCGUAGACUGGAAGACCGCAUAUGAAGCAGUAGUAUCCGAUGCGGAAGUGGCACCACAGCAUUUCGGCGUUGAAGGCCGAGGCAACCUUGAAAGCUGGUUCGGCUUGGGUUAUAUCGCCAAGGAUCACAUAGACAGCAUUUCAAGCGGGCCAAACAGUCGUUCCAUCUCUCGAACAGUCGAAUACGCCUAUGACGACUUUUGCAUCGCCGAGAUGGCGCGUGGACUUGGCCACAAUGGGGAUCACACCAAGUAUAUGCAGCGUAGCGCCAACUGGCAAAAUCUCUGGAAUCCGGAUCAGCCAGACAUUGUCCAAGAUACGCAAAAGAAAGAGACAGGGACUACAAAGUAUAAGGGAUUCCUGAUGCCAAGGCUGAUAAAUGGCUCGUUCGAAUAUCAGAACACGCGCAUCUGUUCACCCAACACAGAGCAGCAUCUCUGCUAUUUUGACACUUGGCAGGCAACAUACGAAGGCUCACCCUGGUUGUACUCGUUCUUUGCGCCCCAGGAUAUGUCGACAUUGAUUAAACUCAUGGGUGGGCGGGAUGCUUUCGUUGACAGACUCGAAUAUUACCAUGGAGGUAACAUUGUUUACAUGGGAAAUGAACAGGGCUUCCUUACCGUUUUUCAGUUCCACUACGCUGGACGGCCCGGUCUUAGCUCCCGUACCGCACGGAGCUACAUCCCCUCACAAUUCAACGCCAGCAUCAAUGGCAUCCCAGGCAAUGAUGACUGCGCGAUGGGUGCUUUCAGCGGAUUGGCCAUGAUGGGGUUCUUCCCUGUCGCCGGACAGGAUGUUUACCUUCUUAUCCCGCCGUUCUUUCCUGAGGUCCGGCUUAAGUCAAGGGGGGCCAAGCCCGCUGUUAUCCGAAAGAUCGCCAAUGACAAAGCGGAACUGGCGGAUGGCAUAUACAUCCAGAGCGCAACGCUGAACGGGAAACCGUACACCAAAAACUGGAUAUCACACGAAUUUUUCUACCAUGGCGGGGUGUUGGAGUUGACGGUCGGGACGAAAGAGAGUGAUUGGGGUACUAGGGAAGAAGACGUGCCGCCUAGUUAUCCAGCGACACCGAAGACAGUGGCUGCGACUCGCACCCAGAGUUGA
This is a messenger RNA of Colletotrichum truncatum, 2109 nucleotides long. RefSeq names its product alpha-1,2-mannosidase-like protein. Gene Ontology annotation, molecular function: carbohydrate binding; peptide-N4-(N-acetyl-beta-glucosaminyl)asparagine amidase activity. Gene Ontology annotation, cellular component: cytosol; nucleus. Lineage: Eukaryota; Fungi; Ascomycota; Sordariomycetes; Glomerellales; Glomerellaceae. Gene Ontology annotation, biological process: carbohydrate metabolic process; protein quality control for misfolded or incompletely synthesized proteins; protein deglycosylation. The record is from RefSeq and is a predicted model, not a curated record.